UACUAAGGGUAAUCAUUUUGCUUUCUGGAAAAAAAUGUGUUUUACACCUGGCCGCUGGAAAUUGGAAUUAAAAAAAAAAUGCUGCAAGCAAAAAACGCAACUAAUUUCUACGUGUGUUUCUUAGUAUAUUAUUUAUGAUGUUAUGUUAUGUAUUAAGACCAAUGAGAAAUACACAAAGGUCUUUUUUUUACUUUCUUUUUAGUAUCUACUGGUUGUUUGGUGAUCUACUGAUAUGUAUGGGGCCCAUCUACUGACUUCGAUUUUUUUUUCCAUCUGGUAACGCUGGUCCAGCAUUUGCUGGCACUGCUCGCAGCGCGUGGAGGGCUGUCACGGCUUCACUUUACGUUGGCUGCGCUCAUGUGGAGUGGCCGCGUGGGCACCUGCUUCGGUUCCCCGUCCUGACCACAUUGUCCCCACUCACGUGGUGUGGCCGUGUGGACACUUGCUUCGGUUUCCCGUCCUGACUAACGAAACAGCCACUGCAGAGCAUCACAUCCGAGCGACGUCGUACGCAUCCAAAGAUGCCAGGUGUCCGAUACUUCCGGUGCCCAAGGUGUGCGUCCCACAUUUUUUCGUUGAGGGCACUAUUCAGGCACUUUCACUCAGUUCAUGGGUACGAAAGCAACUGGGUGUGCGGCCUAAGUGGCUGCAUGCGGACAUUUAAACUCUUCGCUUCCUAUAAAAAACAUGUGUACAGAAAUCACCCUGGAUCAGUCGAAAGAGAAAGAGCCGUGGGAGCGAAUGAACUGGUGGAUGCAGCACCGAGUGUUGGGGAUGCCUUUCAAAGUGAUGACGUUGGUGUACAGAGUAAUCCGGACGCAGAAGAAAGGCAAGAGGAGCUGCGUACAGAGACUUCACAAGUGUGUAAAUCCACCCAGGGUCCAAGCGGCUGUGUAAAGCAGCUGGCUCUCCUUCUUCUCAAGUGGAAAGAGGGAAGGCGACUUCCAGAAUCAACCUUAGAUGAAAUCACAAAUGAUGUGAUUUCUUUCGUAAAAUCCAUUUUGGAACAUAAACAACUCCAGCUCAACAACGAGGUGGCCGCCAACGUGAGGGAGCUAUUCUGUGUUGACGAACUGGACCGGCUACUGACGACAGCUGGCCGGAACGCGUUCUGGAGGACACAUCUUCCACUUGUUGAGCCCCGUACAGUAGUGCUAGGAACCAACAGCAAUGGAAAAGACGACACCAUGGAGUAUGUGCCGCUCUGUGAUCUCCUCACGUGUAUCCUUGAACAUCCAACCUUAUCGGGUGACUUUAAUGCUUACACAAAGGUUGACAACCAUAUGUGUUCUGUGUUUGAUGGCACUGCAUUUCGCGACCAUGCCUACUUUGAAGGUGACCAUCACAAAAUCUGCCUGCAGUUAUAUACUGAUGAAUUUGAGGUGUGCAACCCUUUGGGCAGCAAAAGAGGAAAGCAUAAGAUGACCGCCGUGUAUUUCUCAGUGCUGAAUUUUCCUGCAAGGUUCCGCUCUGCGCUAUCAGGAAUGCACCUGGCACUUUUAGUGAAUGACCACCAUGUGGACUCCUAUGGUCUGCCUAAGAUUCUUGCACCUUUGCUUGAGGAUGUGAGCAGAUUAGAAACUGAAGGCAUAGUUGCAAACGGAAAAGUGAUGAGAGGGUCAGUCUUUGUUUGA
This is a messenger RNA of Ixodes scapularis (black-legged tick), 1634 nucleotides long. RefSeq lists its product as uncharacterized. The transcript has 2 exons. NCBI's taxonomy places the organism in Eukaryota, Metazoa, Arthropoda, Arachnida, Ixodida, Ixodidae. The record is from RefSeq and is a predicted model, not a curated record. Bases 522 to 1634 code for a protein of 370 amino acids.